AUGGUCAGAGUAGAAACAGUUGAAGUCAAUCGAAGCCCAGAUUUGGUCAGGAAGAUAAGCUACAGCUCAACUUUACCAGGCUACGAUUAUGCUAUCAGUCCGGAAGCUCCUUAUUGGCAUACGAGAGUCGUCGGUGCGGAAUGGAUGCGAGUGGAUUUUGACACUUGCUUGACUCUUACUGGACUAAAGCUUCAAGCCUCGGGUCUCGAAGGCGCAAAAUGCUGGGUGCAGUCUUUCUCCGUCCAAGUCGUCCGAGAAAAUGGCGAUGUCGAAUUUAUCAACGACUCGAAAUCCUUCCGAGGAAAUACGAAUGCUCACUCGACGAAUACAGUCACCUUCAAUCGGCCGCAAACUUGCAAGGGGCUUCUUAUUCUCCCCGAAACUGCUAAAAACGAUGUUAUUUCCCUGAAACUCUGGCUUUCUUAUCUCAAAGUCUAA
This is a messenger RNA of Oikopleura dioica, 438 nucleotides long. The record is from the annotation of a GenBank genome assembly. Lineage: Eukaryota; Metazoa; Chordata; Appendicularia; Copelata; Oikopleuridae.